AUGGGUCUCACUUAUCCCGUCGGUUUGGCAACCGUGUCAUUCCUGGUGAUCGGAGGGUAUAUGCUCUUCCAUGGAGAGGGUGAAGCAUUCAAUGUUGGCCAAUUUCUCGAAUCCGUGUCUCCGUACGUUUGGGCGACUCUAGGAAUUGCUUUCUGCAUUGGGUUAUCGGUUGUCGGUGCAGCAUGGGGUAUCUUCCUCACGGGCUCAUCGAUUGUCGGCGGAGGUGUCAAGGCUCCGAGAAUCCGAACGAAGAACUUGAUCUCCAUUAUUUUCUGCGAAGUCGUCGCUAUCUACGGUGUCAUCAUGGCCAUUGUCUUUUCUGCGAAACUCAACCUCGCGCCCGGCGAUGAAAUCUAUUCCCGCCAGAGCCACUAUACCGGCUAUGCGCUGUUUUGGGGAGGAAUCACUGUCGGUGCCUGCAACUUGAUUUGCGGUAUCUCCGUUGGUAUCAACGGUAGCGGUGCAGCUCUUGCUGAUGCUGCUGACCCAAGCUUGUUCGUCAAGAUCCUCGUCGUCGAGAUCUUCAGUUCAGUCUUGGGACUGUUUGGUCUCAUUGUAGGACUAUUGGUUCAGGGCAAGGCAUCCGAUUUCGGAGCAGCGGCAUAA
This is a messenger RNA of Aspergillus puulaauensis, 606 nucleotides long. RefSeq names its product H(+)-transporting V0 sector ATPase subunit c'' (gene VMA16). Gene Ontology annotation, cellular component: proton-transporting V-type ATPase, V0 domain. Gene Ontology annotation, biological process: proton transmembrane transport. Bases 1 to 606 code for a protein of 201 amino acids. Gene Ontology annotation, molecular function: proton-transporting ATPase activity, rotational mechanism. The transcript is spliced from 5 exons. The record is from RefSeq and is a predicted model, not a curated record. NCBI's taxonomy places the organism in Eukaryota, Fungi, Ascomycota, Eurotiomycetes, Eurotiales, Aspergillaceae.